GUGGCUGUAGCUGACAUGGUGAAUGAAGCCAUCUGGGUCUUCAACCCUCACACCAGCCUCUCCAAGGGGGAAUGGAUAAAAAUCAGGAAGGUUGGUUCCCCCAGGAGUAUUGGAGUAGACUCUAUGGGCAAGAUCCUGGUAGCAGACUAUGCACAAGGUCAAGUGCACAGCUUUGCUCUGGACCAUGCCUUCAGGACACUCAAUGCCCACUCUGUCCCCAAUCUGCAGGGACCUCGCUACAUCAGUCCAGUGCCCAGUGGAGGCUUUGUGGUGAGUGAGGAGUGUGGAGAUGUCAAGGUCUUCAUGAGCAGCCGUAAGCUUCUCUGCUCCCUCAGCAGCAAAUAUGGACACCAGUUUGGCAACCCUGCUGGGGUCUGUGUGGACAGGGAUGGCAGUAUCCUGGUGGCAGAUGAGCAGCACCAUACAGUCCACUUGUUCCCAGAGCAUGGAGCUCCCAUCUGCCUGGUGUCCACCGGGCUGCAGAGGCCUGCUGGCAUGGCUUGCUCCUCCUCUGGGCACCUCUUUGUGGCAGACACAGUGGAGAACUGUGUCAAAGUCUUUAAGUACCGUCCCGGGCGGUGGCACGGCAGGCGGGCGGCACUGCCGCUCCUUAUCGCGCGGCUGAGGCGGCCCCGCCGCUCUCGGGGCCCGCGGGAAGGCGCCGGGACGAGCCUGGGGAGCGGCGCUGCCAGGAGCGGGGCCCGACACGCCGGGAGCGGGGAGCCGGGGCACGGCGGAACGCGGGUGGCGGGUGUUGGCGCCGGCCGGGCCCGUCCCGCUGCACGGCCCGGCGACAGCGGCGUCUCCGAGCAACCGCGGGCGGAAGCGGCGGAGCGGAGCGGGCGGUAG
Molecule: messenger RNA, 849 nt
Organism: Catharus ustulatus (Swainson's thrush)
Lineage: Eukaryota; Metazoa; Chordata; Aves; Passeriformes; Turdidae
Gene: NHLRC4
Product: NHL repeat containing 4
Exons: 2
Coding region: 16-849 (277 amino acids)
Biological process (GO): protein polyubiquitination; proteasome-mediated ubiquitin-dependent protein catabolic process; negative regulation of translation
Molecular function (GO): protein binding; translation repressor activity; ubiquitin protein ligase activity
Source: RefSeq, a predicted model, not a curated record